This is a messenger RNA of Triticum dicoccoides, 867 nucleotides long. RefSeq names its product putative disease resistance RPP13-like protein 1. The record is from RefSeq and is a predicted model, not a curated record. The transcript is spliced from 3 exons. The annotation marks the transcript as partial. NCBI's taxonomy places the organism in Eukaryota, Viridiplantae, Streptophyta, Magnoliopsida, Poales, Poaceae.
CAUUCCCUUGCAGCACAACAUUAUUAGCUCCUACCAUGUUCCUCUCCUGAAAACUUGCCUCGUCUCUGCGCCGGCUCCUACAACUCUGCUUCUCACUUCACCAUCUGUGUGUUCAUCCAUUCUUAUGCUCAUUGGUUGUUUCUACCUCUGAUCCGGAAUACUUUCAAUUGCUCGUCCAUCGAUUAUUCAGAUUUUUCAUCCGUCACUGUGUCAAGAAACAAUUCCAGUGCUAUCUUCAUUUAUUCAGACCAAAAAAUAAACCCCGCAACCUAAUGGAAGUGGCGUUAGCUAGCACUGCGUUAAGCGUUAGCUUAAAAUUGGCCGCAUCACCGGUCUUGAAGAAGCUUCUUACUGAUGCUUCAUUGUAUCUUGGAGUGGACAUGGCGCGUGAGCUCCAUGAACUGGAGACCACUAUUUUGCCACAGUUCGAGCUCGUGAUUGAAGCAGCAGACAAGGGAAACCAUAGACCCAAGUUGGACAAAUGGCUCCAGGAACUCAAAGAAGCAUUCUAUCUGGCCGAAGACUUGCUGGAUGACCAUGAGUACAACCUCCUCAAGCUCAGAGCAAAGGGGAAAGAUUCCUUGCUGGCCAAUGCCUCCUCAAUCAGCAACACUUUGAUGAAGCCUCUGCGUGCUGCAUCAAGCAGGCUCUCCAAUCUGAGCUCUGAGAACAGAAAGCUACUUCACCACCUGAAUGAACUAAAGGCUACCCUGGCGAAAGCCAAGGACUUCCGUCAACUUCUCUGCUUACCAGUUGGUUAUAGUGCAGAGAGCUCCAGCAUAUCAUCAACUAUUGUUCCUGAGACUACAUCACUGCCACCUUUGAAGGUGAUUGGUCGUGGCGAGGACCGCGAUCAUAUAAUAGAGU